AUUGAAGCCUCCUUAAUCCUUUAUUUUGGGGCUUCAACUCUAAAAAAUCUCUUCAUUCCCUGGAGGGAAUACUUUUUUGGAAAUGCCAUUUUGCCAGACAAAAUGUCCGUUUGAGUUUAGUAAGUUUUAUGUUCCCCUUUAAAAAUGUCAAAAGUAUAAGCACGUGUACAGGCUAUUUGAACACAUUUGCCUGGAAAUGUUACAUGUCAAAUAAUUCCAUAAUUUCAGUGUUAUGAAUAUUGCAGCAGAUGAUGUCAAAGCAACGUAUAAAACCUUGGUCCUCGUUGUCUGCCAGCCAGAAUACUAGCCUAGACCUACUGAUUCGCUUGCUUUGCUAUCAACUUCCAAUCAGGUUCAGCGCGUUUCAGUACCAUGGUCGGCAGCCUGCUCCUCCUCCUCAGCGCCACCAGCUCGGUGUUGGUGGUGCUGGCCAGCUCCCACCACUUUCUGGAAACACGCUCCCCUGAAGACUCCAUCAAGACACAAGAAGAACAAGAAUUGGUGAGAUAAAAAAGUAUAUUUAUUCGCAAAAAAAUUAUAUAUAUUUUUAAGGGUUUUAUAUAGUCCUACCAAUAGGGUUCUAAAAGGUACAUUGCUCAAUAACUUGGACGGAUGGUUUUGUGGUACUGUAUAUCAAUUCACACAGCAUGCGCACAUUGAUUGCUCAAAUGGACGCUAAUACACAUAGCUCAUAAUCGUGAAACUUAGAUUGGCGAUAUGUUAAUAGUCUACCAUUGCAGACAGAGAAUAGAUAUGAACAUGUCAAACUAAACAUGCUUCUUCUACUCUACAGUUUGAAGCUUUACAAGAGGUUCUUGAAAAACUACAGAGUAAGCAGAUGCCGGCCUAUGAGAAGAAGUUGGGUUGGGUUCCCAUGGUAAGAGGAAUAGGUUUAGGAUUUACUUAAUUGAAAUAUAAUUGUUUUGUAAUAUAAUUGUUUUGUAGAAACUUCGUAAGACAUAUGCCUGAACAUGGACAUUUUUAUAUUUUGCGUGACCAUUAUUCUGUCUGUGUUAUUUUCAAGUAGGCAACAGUAGGCCUACAGCAAUAAUACAUGUAGGCUGUAUGUUCUCUAUGUUGACAGUGUGAUGCUGAUGCGGGUCAGCAAUGUGCAGUUCGCAAAGGUGCAAGAAUUGGGAAGUUGUGCGAGUGUCCACGGGGAACAUCUUGCAACUUCUCCAUCCUCAAAUGCUUUUAGGGAAUCGAGGACGACAGCUACCAUCGGGAUGACUCAAUGUUUUAUGAGGACAAUUAGUGUAUUCUCAAAUCUUGCUGUUUUAGAUAUGUAAAUGUAAAAGAAUGGAA
Coregonus sp. 'balchen' is the source of this 1305-nucleotide messenger RNA. The record is from the annotation of a GenBank genome assembly. Lineage: Eukaryota; Metazoa; Chordata; Actinopteri; Salmoniformes; Salmonidae.